Molecule: messenger RNA, 2600 nt
Organism: Podarcis muralis (Common wall lizard)
Lineage: Eukaryota; Metazoa; Chordata; Lepidosauria; Squamata; Lacertidae
Product: membrane cofactor protein-like
Source: RefSeq, a predicted model, not a curated record
UUGUAAAAUAUGUAACAAGGGACCCGGAAACCUACUUCCUCUCUAAGGCUAUAAGUGGGAAGGCCGGUAGCGCGAGCUGAGGGCAGCGUUCGGCACGCGCCUCGCCACUGCCACGCGGCUCCUGCCCAACGUUCUUUCCCGCCUCCUUCCCCCCUCCGCAUGCGCAAUGAGGGGCUCUCCGCGCCGCCGCCUCAGCUCAGCGUUAUGCUGCGGCUAUUGUGGGGGCUUCUACGGACUUGCCGGCUCUUGGCGAUGUCGAUGCUGUUGUUGCUGCUGCCUCAGGAACUGGUGGGGGACCGAAAAUGGUGUAAAAUUGAGGAGUUACCAGUGUUUUCCUUUUCUGAGAUCAUCCAUGAACUACCUGGUAAUGCUGUAUAUGAAUGCAAAAACGGUUUUACAAGAUUACCUUCAAAACCAAAUACGACUUAUUGCAUUGAUGGAAACUGGACACCAUUGGAAGACCCCUGUGGUGAAGUCUGCCCCUUUCCACCAAAGCAAACUAGAGCUAAACUAAAAGAUGAGUUUGGAACUUCAGUAUUGUUUCCUGUUGGGAUGGUAGUACACUAUGUAUGUAAGGCAGGAUUUGAACAAGUUCCUGGUAUCUUGAAUACUAUUACCUGUGGUAAAAAUAUGAAGUGGUCACCGCUUGCAAGGUUCUGUAGAGGAAAAACAUGUGAGACACCAACACUAGUAAAUGGUGGAAGUAUUCUCUCAUUUAAUUCAGAAUACACCUUUGGAGCAAGAAUUUUAUAUAUGUGUAUUCAAGGAUACACAAUGAUUGGGAGACGUUGGAACACAUGUGAGGCAAAUGGAAGUGAUGUUCGCUGGAGUAAUCCACCUCCACUUUGUGUGCGAGCUGUAUGUAAAGACCCUCCAGACAUUCCUGGUGGAUCCCACAACGGAACUGCAUCUAUUUAUCCUUAUGGAACAGUGAUCAAAUACAGCUGCAAGGAGACUUUCUCACUCAUUGGAGAACCUAUUAUAUACUGUGAUGUUGAUAAAACUAAUAGACCACUGUGGAGCAGUAAACCCCCGAAAUGCCAAGUGAUUAUAUGUACAGAUCCAGUAGUUCAAGAUGGAAUGAAGAAGAUAAGUGAGUUUAAAGAUUCCUAUACCUUUGGCGGCAAUAUUACAUUUGAAUGUAAAAUUGGAUACUUCAUGAUCGGAAGUUAUUUCAUUCGAUGUGAGGCGAACAAUACUUGGAUCCCUAAAGUGCCAUCCUGCAAAAAGGUUUCUCAAGAUAUUUGUGGUGCUCCAGUAAUUCUAAAAGGAAGUGUGUAUCCACCACAACCUUAUUAUAACCUUGGAAGUAUCAUUUCUGUGCGGUGUGAUAAAAAGUAUUCUUUUCCUGAUGAAACCAUGGAGAUGAAAGCACGGUGCAAAGGCUACAACCAGUGGGAUCCGCCUGUACAACUUUGUUUCUGUAUGUACAAAGCCAGCUCUGUGGUAUUGAGAUUAUCCCCGGACACUGCUAAACUCCAUAUCCUUAAUGGAAUAAUAAAACAAGGGAAAAAAGAAUACUAUUACCCUGGAGAUGAAGUUAUUAUUGAGUGCUAUGCUGGCUAUGUUUUGAAAGGAUCAUCUAAGAUUAAAUACAUUGGUGGGGAAAAAUGGUUGCCUAAUAUUCCACAUUGUUAUCUGAGUAUUUUCCUGAGAGUACUUAUAGCUGGGUGCCUAUUACCUGUAUUGAUUGUUGGAACCAAAAUGGUUUAUCAGAAAUUUUACUUAGAAAGGGCAAGAACAGAGAGCAGAGAGAUGCGGCAGAGCACAACAGCUACCAAAGAACAUAGUUUGCUGCCAAAGAGUAAAGUAGCAGUGGCCAGUCCUAACCUACUCAGCAAUGACCUUUCAAGUGAAACAUCCAAGAGGAUAGCAGUACAAGGAAAAUUGGGCCAUCCCCGCAACUUCAGAAGCAAAUCAGUGUACUAGGGGUGAGGAAGAAAAGUGAAGUGACACACCAGAAUGCCCUCCACUCUCACCAAACUCAGAAAAAGUGGGAGCAAGUCUGCAAGGGCUUGAUGCUUGGGGACUGGGGAGAGAAGCUGCAAUGCAGCAUGCUGGAGUGCUCCCGACAAGGGCUGUUCUGCCAGUGUUGGGACACCACCUCUUGUGCUUCUUCCACCUGACACAGCCACUUCACCCUGCCUCAUGGGCAGACCAGCUCUGUUUAUGACUACUGCCUGUGCUGCCUGGGACUUAUGGAAGCUCUAGUCCAACAACAUCAGGAGGGCACGAUGUUGGAUUCUCCUGAUCUAAAACAAUAAGAUUUCACUGUAAAUUAUGUUUCAGUUCUCCUAUAAAUUACUAUGAAUGACAUCAUAUGUGCUUACUGUAUUCAUAUUUUGAAGUUAAAGUUGCUCCAAAGAAUUCACUUCGCCAUCUUGGCCUCGCAACAGCCCUGGGAGAUAGCUGAAAAAUAGAUGCUUGCCCAUAUCUGCCAAAUGAUCUUCAUUGGCACUUGAUUAAACGAGCACUUCCUAAAAGCUACAAGAGAUAAAUUGUAAAUUUCUGAAGAUAAUUAUACACUUACAUGAAUCAAAGACUUUAAAGUUGAAUUUGUAUUAUAUAUUAAUUUACAAGAAAUAAAGCAUAUACAUGAA